UAACGGUUACGAUUUUGCGAGCAUUUGUUAAUUAUUAUUUGUCGGGAGUCUUUUUCCAUUACAGGCGGUCGGGUCGCGCAACGUUUAGUCCCGUCGUCCGUUUAAACAUCAAACACUUUCGAGCUCGUCGAUGUAAUAUCGAUUACUAAUAGUUAUUAAUAUCUAGCAAAUAUUUAGUAUUUGAGUGUAUUUCGCAAUUAUUAGAACGUUUAUCAUCAAUUCACAUCAUUUUGUUACGUAAGUUUUAUUUUAUUAAUCUCGCUCGAUUAUUAMUUAUUAGUGUGUUCACAUCGUAAUAUUUACAUUAAUUACCAGUAUAAUUCGCGAAUUUUUUUUUUCAAUUUUUUACSACCAAAAACACGAUAAAAAUAUUGUUUCCUACAACAUUUAAUAUUGAAUAUCGUUUGCGUCCAAAUGGCGACUUUCAAAGCUUGACAACAACCGUCCAGCGCUGUCACCGUGAAAAUCCGUGACACCAAUAAUUAUAAUAAUAACGUAUAUCAUCAUUAUUMAUUUUAAUUACACAUCGCGGUGACCGAACGAAACAGCGAAAGAUGGAGUUCACGGUUUUUCGGGAUCAAGAAAACACCAACAACGUUUUGCGGAACAAGGAAAAUAAUGUGCCAUCGAGGGAUCAGCAACCCUCAAAACGUCGAUCGGUGCUCGGCGUGCUGAACGCCAAACAACCCUUCGCUAAAAAGCCGCAGCCGAAAUCCAAGCCUCAAGGAACCAAUAAAUUUGGUUUUCCUAUUAAAUCAUCAGUGCCCUUUACUAUUCAUGAAGAUCCAGAAGUAAAUAAAAAAGCGGCUGCUAGUGAAACCGUGUCAAGAAACAAUGUAGAAAAUCAGAAGCCUCUGCUACUCAAGAAUGAAACUAAUAUCAAUGAAGCAAAGGUCACUCAACCCAAGAUAGAAUUAUUGAAAGAGAAAAGAAAACCAUUGUCUGAUGUAAGCCAAAUUGUUCUACCAUCUGUAAAAAAUGAAGUAAAAACAGAUGAAAAAGACACUAAGGAUAUUGAUAAAUCAGUAGAUUCAAGCAAUGUUUAUUCACCUAUGUCUAUUGAUAAUGAUAAGUCAAUACAAAGUACUUGUCAUUCUUUAACUGCAAACAGGUUAAGUUGUGAUAUAGACACUUACACGUGCGAGUUAUACUUUUAUCUCAGAGAUGUUGAGAAAUUACAUCGUCCUAAACCUGGAUACAUGAGAAGGCAGCCAGACGUGACAUACAGCAUGAGGGCAAUAUUAGUGGAUUGGUUGGUUGAAGUAGCACAAGAAUACAAGCUACAAAAUGAAACUUUGUACUUAGCUGUUUCAUUUAUUGAUCGUUUCCUUAGUUUAAUGUCUGUUGUCCGUGCUAAACUCCAAUUGUUGGGUACUGCUGCCAUGUUUGUUGCAUCGAAAUAUGAAGAAAUUUAUCCUCCAGAUGUUAGUGAAUUUGUUUAUAUAACUGAUGACACUUAYACAAAGAAACAAGUACUUAAAAUGGAACAAUUAAUAUUGAAAGUUUUAGGGUUUGAUGUAUCAAAUCCCACAACUAUUAUUUUCUUAACACAUAUUUGCGUUCAUUGUAAUGUUCCGUUGAAAGUUAUGUACUUAGCAAUGUAUUUGGGUGAAAUGAGUUUAUUAGAAGCUGAUCCCUACUUAUCAUAUACUCCUUCCAUUAUUGGCUGUGGAGCUGUUGCAUUAGCUAGAUUAAUAUUAGAUUAUGAAGUUAUUUGGCCUGAAGAUAUGGCUGAGUUAACUAAUUACAGUUUAAAUGAUCUGAUACCUGUUCUUAGACAUUUAAACCAUACUUAUAAAAAUGCUCCACAUUCCCAACAGUCUGCUAUUCGAUCAAAGUACAAGUCUGCCAGGUAUCAUAGUGUGUCUGAAAUUGAGUGCAACGACUUGGUUGUGCCUGAAGAAACUGCUCAAAAAGAAAUGGCAGAGAGACUCAAGUUGGUUGAUGUUAAAGACAAGUCAUGAUUCUAUCGUUAUUUUUUAUGUUUUCGAUUUUUUUAAUUAUUAUUAUUUUUAUUAAUUUUUUGUAGUAAACAAAAUUUUUUUUGACAYUUUUUUAAACAAUCUAAUUUUAAGUAAAAAGAACAAAAUAAAGUUAAAAACGAACCAUACAACUGGAGAUGUUUUUUACAUUGCGCUUAUAAGCAUCAAGCGUAAAUAAAACAUUUUUAUAUUUAUAAUUAUUAAUUUUUUUCUACUAAACAUAUUUAAAUGUAUAAACUAUUUUUUUACUCUAAUUUAAUUUUAUAAUUUCWAAAUAUUUGUGUUUUUCAUUUGUUGCCAUCUAGAAGAACAGGUAUAUAUGCACUUGUUGAAAUAAGAAAAUGUUUAUCUCAUAAAAUUAUUAUAUUAUCAUGCAUAACA
Diuraphis noxia (Russian wheat aphid) is the source of this 2363-nucleotide messenger RNA. RefSeq names its product cyclin A (gene CycA). The record is from RefSeq and is a predicted model, not a curated record. NCBI's taxonomy places the organism in Eukaryota, Metazoa, Arthropoda, Insecta, Hemiptera, Aphididae. Gene Ontology annotation, molecular function: cyclin-dependent protein serine/threonine kinase regulator activity. Gene Ontology annotation, biological process: mitotic cell cycle phase transition.